Molecule: messenger RNA, 1310 nt
Organism: Micropterus salmoides (largemouth bass)
Lineage: Eukaryota; Metazoa; Chordata; Actinopteri; Centrarchiformes; Centrarchidae
Product: lathosterol oxidase-like
Exons: 6
Coding region: 312-1310 (332 amino acids)
Molecular function (GO): oxidoreductase activity; iron ion binding
Source: RefSeq, a predicted model, not a curated record
UACAUGCACUGCAAAAAAUGCUUACCCUCACAAGUGAUUUUAUUUUAUUUUAAAACAGAAAUUUCAAUUUCAAUUUCAGAUGUGAUUAUUUAUGCAUAAAAAGACAUUAGAUUGGAAAUGAUUUCAUUUAUUUCAUAUAAAUGAUUUAAUAAGUCAUAUCAUAAUAUAAUGAAGCACAUCCCAUUGCUUGGAAUCAGAUGAACUAUUAUUAGGCUACUAUAGAAAGAUCAUUUCACUCAAACUGUACCAAAAUUAGGAGAACUGAGUUGAAGAUCAAGUCUUGUCACUGAGCUCCUUGUUAUUUGCUGAGCAUGCUAGGAUCUUGUUCCACCAGGACUGACACGUCUCCGUCUCCCUGGAUCCCCCCACACAUACUUAGCCUACUGCCUCGACAAAAUGAAGCAAAGAAAAGCUGCCCUCUGAAUCUCUACCGGCUUCUAGGAAAAACUUACUGGAAUUCAUGUAGCAUGGAUCAUGUGCUGAACAUGUCUGACUCAUACAUCUUCACUCCCUACGUUUACCCGGCAUCAUGGACCGAGGACUGGGCUGUGCGUCAGAUAAUCAGCCUGUGGGUGGUGACCAACCUUGGAGCUGAGCUAAUUUACCUGGGCUUUGGUACUCUUAGCUUCUACUAUGUGUUUGACCAUAAGCUCAUGAAACAUCCACAGUUUAUUAAGAAUCAGGUAAGAAAAGAGAUUCAGCUAGGAACUGUUGCCAUCUUCUGGAUGAGCUUCCCUACAGUGGCACUUUUCUUCUGGGAGGUCAGGGGAAACAGCAAACUUUAUGACAACAUCAGCGGAUCUCCUCUGGGCUGGUCCGGGGUCUUCCUGAGCAUUGCUGGUUUCUUGUUCUUCACUGACAUGAGCAUCUACUGGAUACACCGCUCUAUGCACCAUAAGAACAUUUACAAGCACUUACAUAAGCAGCACCAUAUAUUCAAGAUCCCUACGCCUUUUGCCAGCCAUGCCUUCCACCCACUCGAUGGCUUCCUGCAGAGCUUGCCCUAUCACGUAUACCCUUUCGUCUUCCCCCUUCACAAGGUGGUCUAUCUGUCACUCUUUGUCUUUGUCAACAUCUGGACCAUUUCCAUACACGAUGGAGACUACCGCCUUCCCGGCCCCCUGAUAUGUCUGAUCAAUGGUGCUGCUCACCACACAGACCAUCACCUCUUCUUCAACUAUAACUACGGACAAUACUUCACGCUCUGGGAUCGUCUAGGGGGCUCCUACAGACACCCCUCAGCCCUGCUGCGGAAGGGGCCACAUGACCACAUUCGCGAGCUCAAGGCAGAGGCUGCACAAACGCAGUGA